This is a messenger RNA of Daphnia carinata, 615 nucleotides long. Its product is annotated as integumentary mucin C.1-like. The record is from RefSeq and is a predicted model, not a curated record. Bases 106 to 615 code for a protein of 169 amino acids. The transcript has 3 exons. NCBI's taxonomy places the organism in Eukaryota, Metazoa, Arthropoda, Branchiopoda, Diplostraca, Daphniidae.
AUUAAGAUCAGUUUCACACAGUGCGACAUUCUGUCCGGAUCUUUCGUCAAUCAAUCCUUCAAUCAUUGGCCAUUGAAAUUGUUUGUCCUUUAAUUUGUUAAUAGAAUGGUGAAAGAGGCUUACCUCACCAUUUUAGCAAUGGCAGUGGCCUGUUGCGCUGCCCAUAGAGGAGAGUUCGCAAGAUCUGGGAGUACUGAAAUGAAGAAUGAAACGAUUAAAGAUCUUGUCGCCAUCGAUGAGCCAACUAGUCGGAGUACCAGUUGCGCAAUCGCUUCAGUGCCGUGCAGUUGUGCUAGCGCUUUGGGCAUCUGUACUUGUGAUGCCAUCAAUGGGUGCGUCUGUACGAGCGGCACUUGUUCCAUCAGCACCAGUACUGGAACUACGACCACUACGACUACUACCACAAGCACCAGUACCAGUACCAGUACCACCACCGUCUCCUGCAGCAAUUGCAUCUGUACGACUACUGUCUGCGUCAACACUGUAUGCACAGCCACUGCCACAGGCACGGCCUGCACCACGACAACUACAACUGGCGGAGGAGGAGGAGAGUUGCAGGUCAAUGAAGCAAUGCGCUUGAAUUCACUAUUUUCGCUGGGAAUAACAGAGUUUUGA